GUUUCUUUUACGCUUUGCUUUUAUCAUUUCACAUGAUUAGGUUUUGUGAAACCACGGCUGACCUACAGCAAAGAGCUGGAACUGAAAACAACCCUUCAGGAGCUACUUAUCUACAUCAUCUUCCUUGCUGAUCUGUGCAUAUUGACAUUUGGAAUGGUGAACACCGACAUGUAUUACUUGAACAAAGUCAUGUCCAAUCUUUUUCUGGAGACUUCUGUGUCUGAGACAGAUGAGGCUAAUUUUGACAGCAUAGGCAGCAUAACAGAUUUCUGGAAGUUUGCAGAAGGUCCCCUCCUGGAUGGUCUGUACUGGGACACAUGGUACAACAACAAGACAAUACCCAACCCUAAGAACGGCAGCCACAUUUACUAUGAGAACUUGCUUUUAGGAGUAGCCCGGGUCCGCCAGUUAAAAGUCCGGAACAAUACAUGCUCCAUCCAUCCCCUUUUCACUACUUUUUUAAAAGAGUGUUAUUACAAAUACCGCUUUGCAGCUGAAGACAAGUCUGAUUUUGGUCUAAGGAACAAGCCUGAAUGGGUGUACUCAGUUGCCUCCUCCUUAGCACCAUGGCACUGGGGGUCCAUGGGCAUGUACAGUGCUGGCGGAUUUAUGUUCACUUUACCGAAGUCAAAGGAGGAGAGCAUAGAGAAGCUGGCGUUUCUCAGGGAAAACAACUGGCUCACCAGAGGGACCAGGGUCGUGUUCAUUGACUUCUCAGUGUACAAUGCCAACAUAAACCUCUUCUGUGUAGCCAGAUUGGUAGUGGAGUUCCCUGCCACUGGCGGUGCUGUUUCAUCCUCGCAGUUCUACUCCGUAAAGCUCCUCAGAUAUGUCUCAUCUACCGAUUACUUUCUUGCCUCCUGUGAAGCCGUCUUCUGCCUCUUCAUUUUUGGUUUCAUCAUCCAAGAACUUGUGCAGAUGAUAAGAAUAGGAGUGGAAUAUUUUAAAAACGCCUGGAACUGGCUGGACCUGCUGCUGGUGGUGCUCUCUAUUUUUGCCAUUGGCUUCAACAUAUACCGUACAGUAGAGGUGUCCUUGCUGAUGGACGAUCUUCUAUCUGAUGCAUACGUGUACCCAGACUUCUAUUUCCUUGCCUACUGGCAAACCCACUACAAUAACAUGAUUGCUAUCAACGUCUUCUUUGCAUGGAUAAAGAUAUUCAAGUUCAUAAGCUUCAACAAGACCAUGACCCAGCUGUCCUCCACAUUGUCCCGCUGUGCCAAAGACAUCAUCGGCUUUGCUAUCAUGUUUUUCAUCAUAUUCUUUGCCUAUGCACAAUUGGGCUACUUGAUCUUUGGGUCUCAAGUUGACGAGUUUUCCACAUUUCAGAACUGCAUUUUUACACAGUUCCGCAUUGUGCUGGGAGAUUUUAACUUCGCAGUCAUAGAGGAAGCCAACCGAAUCCUUGGGCCCAUUUACUUCAUCACAUUUGUGUUCUUCGUGUUCUUUGUGUUGCUGAACAUGUUUCUGGCUAUUAUUAAUGACACCUACACCGAAGUGAAGGCCGACUUCUCAGUGAUACCGAGUCAAGAAUUUGAUGUCAGCGACCUCAUUAGGCAGAGCUGCAAUAAGGCCCUGGUCAAACUGAAGCUGAAGUCAGAGAUGGACGAUCUGUAUGAAGGAGGUGGAGGUUUAAAGAGCACAAAAAGGAUCCAUUCUUCUGUCUCCAAGAUACCCGAUAGUCCUAGGCCUUCCAGAAGAAGCAGUAUGGAAGAAAAGGAUUAUCUGAGCUCACCACAGCUACGGAAGUGGAAGAGAAAGCUUGACCAUAAGUAUCGCUCUUCUGAAGACAAGUUGCCCACCCCAUCUCAGAGCUACAUCUCCCCUCAGGAUUUUCAGCAACUUGCAAAAAAAGUGAAGGAUCUGGAGAAGCAACUGGAUGAGGUUAACGCAAAGCUGAGCCAAAUGACAAAAUCCACACCCGAGCCAAAACGCUCAGACAGGAAGCUGAACUAGCAAGGGAUGAACAAAGUAUGAAGCUUCGGAAGUCACCAGCUGUCAUCUCAGUUUUGGCAAAGCCCUUUUUUAAAAAGGCAAUAACCACAGCCAUGUGCAGAGGUCCCAACAUUCAGUUCAUUCACCAUCCUAAAGCCUCGCAGAGCCCCAUGAAAAGCAAAGUACACAAGAUGGGGUCUUCUUGAAGUCAAGCCUGUCUCAAGUACACAUCCGACAGCGCAAUUCUAGUUUAAGGUGUUUACCAGCAGCUGAGGAACAAUCUGUUUUUCUCCUUGAGCCCAUCUGUUUGGGUUUCUCAUACAUUAAAUGCUAGAUUUUAUUUCUAGUCGAGGAAGGUUUCUUAUCCACAUAGAUAAAUGCUUUUUCAAAAUGCUUCCUCGUACACUGAGGAAGUUUAAGUUAUUAGGCAUCAUUGAUUCCAAAAGCUUAAGUAGGAAACCAGGGCAGUAGUGGAUCUAUUUUAUUAAGCCUCAGGAUGCAGAACUGGAUUUGUACGGUUACAGAAAGAGGAGCAAAUGUGGUACUCAGAAUCCAGAGGAGAUCAAUAUCCCCAUACAACAAAAUGCAGCAGAACAGCCGCCUUACAAGACCAGGCAAAGAUCACCUUCAGUGAACCCAUACACCAACAGAUGCCAUUUAAAAACAGAUUUUCAGAGGAAAAAACCAAAACAACCAUUCUUGUGCUUCCAAAAGUGGCUGCGUUUGCUGGCCAUGAAAACAGAGGUCAGUUGUAGUGCAAGUGAAUGUUAUUUCUGAUCUCAAAAGCAGGUGAUGUUCUUAGGAUUUUUUUUUAAAAACAUUUUUCCUUUUAACCCAGAGUAGUCUCACAUUUAGGAUUAGGCUAAGUAGUAAAUGAGA
Messenger RNA from Alligator sinensis (Chinese alligator), 2814 nucleotides. RefSeq names its product polycystin 2 like 2, transient receptor potential cation channel (gene PKD2L2). Gene Ontology annotation, biological process: detection of mechanical stimulus. Gene Ontology annotation, molecular function: calcium ion binding; calcium channel activity. Gene Ontology annotation, cellular component: membrane. NCBI's taxonomy places the organism in Eukaryota, Metazoa, Chordata, Crocodylia, Alligatoridae. The coding region runs from base 154 to 1956 and encodes 600 amino acids. The transcript has 14 exons. The record is from RefSeq and is a predicted model, not a curated record.